This is a messenger RNA of Candidula unifasciata, 889 nucleotides long. The record is from the annotation of a GenBank genome assembly. Lineage: Eukaryota; Metazoa; Mollusca; Gastropoda; Stylommatophora; Geomitridae.
GUCAAGAAGUUCUGGCGUGGAAUGAGAAGACUCUGAGAGGGCAAAGUUAUGACACAGUGCUUUCCUUGACUUCUCAAGUGUGCUCCCGAGCCAUUCUUAUUGUCAACCCUUUGGAUAAAAGAGGCUGUAUCCAUUUACAACCAGACUUUAAUAGCUGUUCACAUCGCUCGAUAAGUCCCCUUGAUCUUGGUAUUCUUUCAAGCUUUUUUUUUUUACAUAUUACAGAUCAGAAAACGACCCAAAGUCCAGACUUACAUCGAAAAGGUCCGAAAAUGAGGGUCCUACCAAAGACUCCAGUUGAAUUUGACAGUUGCCAUAUAAAAGGAGAAAUUCAGAUGAAAUUGACCUACAAGCCAGAGAAAACAUCCCUGUCAGUAACAGUUCUUAAAGCCAGACAUAUGGUGCCUGCAAACGCAGCUGACGCCGGGACCUCGACAACAUUCAUAGUUGUUCAGCUGGUGCCUUGGAAUCGCGGCCGGCCAUGUAUCAAAACGGAACUGCAUGCAACCAGUAUCAAGCCAGAUUGGAAUCAAACAUUUAUUCUGGAAGGGCUGUCUUUAACUGAGAUGGUGAACCAAUGUUUGCAGCUUACUGUCUGGAGCAACGAGCCAAGUUACGACAGAUUCAUUGGGGAAGUUUUGCUUGAUCUUACAGAGGCCCAGUUGGACAGUCAGCCACACUGGUAUAAUCUAGAAGAGCACGACGAGAAUAGCUCUCCGUUACCCUAUCACAGAGACCAGUAUGUAGCAGUCAAAUCUACCAGCUGGGAUAAUGGUACGCUGAAGGACGCCUCUAUCACUAGUCCGGCAGUAUCGCCCGAAGUGCCUUCUCGUCGACAUUCGCCAACAUCGACAGGUGAGAUUUGUGAGGAUUGUCAGGGUUUUCCUGC